Messenger RNA from Rhizophagus irregularis DAOM 181602=DAOM 197198, 1578 nucleotides. RefSeq lists its product as uncharacterized. Lineage: Eukaryota; Fungi; Glomeromycota; Glomeromycetes; Glomerales; Glomeraceae. The record is from RefSeq and is a predicted model, not a curated record.
AUGUCAAUUUCGAAAAUAUUUUCAGGAGAUUUACCUGAAUUAUUGUAUAAAAUCAUCAAUUAUUUUCAAGGUGAUUAUUCAACCUUACACUCAUGUGUUUUAGUUAAUAGAUUAUGGUGUCGUUUAACAAUCCCAUUAUUAUGGGAAGAUCCAUUUUCAAUUCCUACCGGAAAUUUUAAUUUCAUUGAAGUUUAUUUGUAUUAUUUGAAUGAUCAUCUAAAAACAAAAUUAAAUGAACAUGAAAUUAUUAAUAAUGUACUAUUACCUUCGAAUACACUUUUCAAUUAUCCUAGUUUUAUAAGAUAUUUAAAUAUAAACAAAAUUGUCCCUUCUAUUGAGAGUUGGCUAGGAGCUAAUGAUAAAAUAAAAUUGACUAAUGCAUAUUAUGAACAAAUUUCGGAUACAGAAACUGAAUUUAAAUGUUGGAUUAAUAUAUUAAUAUUUAAAAUGUUCAUUAAACAUGAAGUAAAGCUACAUACUCUUGAAAUCGAGAUCUCUAGAGCUAUAUACAACAAACAUGCUGAGAACAUUCUUGAGAUAAUUUUACAAAAUCCAAAUUUCAUUCACAAUGUUAGAAAUUUAAAACUUUCUAUUUUAAGUUCUAUUAAUAAUACGCUAAUUAAAAACCGUAUAUCACAAUUAAUUAAUUUACAAAAAAAUCUCAAAAAAGUAUCCUUCAGUUCUAAUACCCUUCCUUUAUAUCAAUCGUUAUUAUUAUCAAGAGAAUCUAAUUGUUCAAAUACCUUAAAUACAAUCAUUUUCUAUUAUGUCAAUUUUAAAGGCAUAAAUAAUCUAGAUAAAGUAUUUGAACAAUUAAAUGUUUUAGAAUCUGUUCAUUUAAUUCAUUGUUCUUUUUUAAAUACUGGAUUUAUUCAACAAAUUAUUAAUUUGACUAAACCAUUUAAAUUAAAAACUUUAUUUGUAAGUAAGAUAUCACAAAUUGAAUCAUUGCAAUCAUUAUUACAAAAAUCUGGUAAUUAUUUAGAAAAUUUCGGGUGUGGAUUAGAAGGUACUAAUUAUAAUCAAAGACAACAAUUAUUAGAAUUAAUAAUAAAAUGUUGUAAAAAUAUCAAAUUUCUUGAUUUAGAUAAUGUUAUUACUCCUUUAAUGAUCAGUUUAAUUGAAAAUGUUAAACAAAAUCUUAAUCGUCUUUCAAUCAGUGUAGGGAAUAAUCAAGAUAGUAAUAGCAAGUUAGUAUUACAAAACUUAGGACAAAUACUUCCCUCUAGACUAGAUUAUUUAUGUAUGAGUCUUUAUGACAUCAAAGAAAGUGAUUUUGAAGUAUUCAUAAAAAAUUCUCAAGAUACUUACUUUAAGAAAUUGUUAAUUGAAAUUAUAGAACGAGAUGAUAUUAGUGAUGGUACUGAUAUUUUGCCUUAUAUAAAAGAAUAUAUUAUGAAGAAGAAGAGAGUCAAUUAUUUGGCUAUUAAGUAUACUUACCCUUCUAGUUGGUUUGAUGAAAUGGAUUUGUCUGAUUCAGGUAGAGCGGAGGAAUUUAAGUUAUAUAAUAUUAAAGUUCUAAGUUAUAUUAGUUUAUUUAUUGACAUCAAUAGGUUUGUAAAUGAAUUGAUUAAUUAA